Nomia melanderi (Alkali bee) is the source of this 6852-nucleotide messenger RNA. RefSeq names its product zf-C3Hc3H domain-containing lethal (3) L1231. Gene Ontology annotation, cellular component: nucleus. Lineage: Eukaryota; Metazoa; Arthropoda; Insecta; Hymenoptera; Halictidae. The record is from RefSeq and is a predicted model, not a curated record.
AAUACAAUUUAUUUAUAUAAAUAUGUAUAUAUAUAUAUACAUAUGUAUCGCGUAAAUUUUGGAAUUUCUUAUAUAAAAGAAUUAUGAAAUUAUAUAAAGUGUAUAUAGCUGCUUGUGAAUACAAUGCAACAUGAAAACCCGUGUCAUAUAUAAACGAUUGAACAUCAAAAUUUGAAACGUGACUUGAAGUAAUAUGUAUGCGUAACAUUUUUAGUUGAAUUUUUUUGUAUUUUACAAUUUUGGGAAUCAGAAUAAAGUGAAUAGGAUCUACAGCACACAUAAAGCAACUAAAAGGUUAUGUCAAAGUGAAUGCCGAAGAACAAUCUACACUUUAUUAUCAAGAAUGUUUAAAAUCAUGAUAGAAUUCGGUUGUGUAUAAUAUUACAUGAAAUUGGUUAAGGCUUAGAAUGGACAUAAAAUGUUUGUAUACCGAAUUCAAAGUGAUAAUACAGUGAAUUCAAAGAUUUUUCGCAUCAGAAACUGUUCGUGUGUGCAGUGUCCGCCAUUUUGCUUCCCUUACAUCUGACAUGUCUUUCUAAUGUUAUUAUCGAUGAAUGCUGAAAUUUGUGCGUGAAUCUUUAAUCUUGUUGGAGUGUAUUUCUCAAGAAAAAGAUCAGAUUGCUCCUGAUUGGACAAUAACCUCCAUUACUAUUACAAGUAAACUACAUUGCCCCAACCUCGGUUAAACUAAACGAAACAUUGGAUACAUAAAGAAAACUUCGGGAACGUAUUCAUUGAAAGUUUACCCUUGUUAAUGGGUACAAAUAUGUGACGAGACUUAUCUGAUGAGUUUUCCUGACUGUAUUAUUCAAACUUGGUUGCAGUAUUUCGCACGGUGUCUUAUUGUCUAUAUAAGGAGUGAACAUAACCAAAGAGUGUUGAUAGCCAGCAUUGUGUACUGAUGUCAACACUAGAGAUAAAAAGCUUAAUAAUAUGGCUUCGACUUGUCAGAGAUUACUAGAACUCCUAAAGUCAAUAUUCGAUGCUUCUGUGUUUUAUACAAUGCAAUUAUUUGAAGAUGUGUAGGAUACAUUCAAUGUGAAUUGCUAUGCGAGGUGGAACAGGAGUCAAGAGAAGCGGUAAUCAAUGAAGGUCCCUAUAUCCGAAAACUCAAACAUGGACAAUAAACUGAAGUUUUCGGAUCGCUUAAAGGCUUUACUGAAAACAGAGGCUCGCCAAGAUGUCGAUCCCUAUAUUUUCAGUGAACCAGAGCCAUUCACUACAACAGCAGGAAGGAAUGUUACAAUAGUUUCACCUAAAAAUCCUAAAGUAAUGCAAAGUUGUAAAACUAUUAAAUCCAAAGGGAAAUGUAUGAAACAAAGAAUAAGGAUAACACCCAUAGCAGAUGGAGAGUACAAAACUGUACAAGAUCGUGCCGUAGAAUUAGACAUUGACAGUAAUGUUGGUGGUGGUGGCAGUGGUAGCGGUGAUGGUGAUCAUAUAGAUUAUAAAUUUGCAAAAGCGAUUCAACAGAAACAGCGUCACAUUCAGAAUCUACGAAGAUUAAAAUCUAGAAGACAAAGUCGGGACCAUACCCUAUUGUAUUAUCCUAGAGCUGGUGAUGAAAUAUCAGAUAGUGAUUCUAGUGGAGACGAGAUAACAGUUUAUCAACGUUAUUGGUUUUCCGGUGAAGCUAGUACAACAUUGAAUCGUUCUGCACGUCUUUCACAAUUACGUUCUCAGCUAAGACGUCGAUUAAUUCAGUUACAUAGAGGUGGGACAGAUUCAGAAACUCUAUUACGUGAUAAAGCUAGGUGUUUACUGGAAGCUGCUUAUAAAGACCCUGCGUCUACUGCAAGAGCUUUAACCGACUCUCCAAGUACAAGCAAAGUGGUAGAUGGACCGCUUUUAGUUGGUGGACUCUGUGGAGCUGAAGGAUGUCAACAAAUAUCUUUGCCCUGCACUCGUUACUGUUCUCGGCACAUUAUGCUAAAUGGAGAUCAACUUUUAUUUGAACACUGCACUGCCAAGUUUAGUGAUAAUACACAGUGUUGUAUUCCUGUGUUUGAUGUUGCACACGAAUUACCCUUAUGUCCAGAGCAUGCAAGAAAAAGAGAUAACUACCAUCGUAAAGCUCAAGAGUCUAAACCAAAGAAAGCUCGUAAGAAACCAGCUUCCCCAACAAUUCCUAGGCCUAAACCAAAAUCUAGGCCAAAGAAACGGAAACGGCCUCCUGUAACUAAGCUCGAUACUAAAGGUUCUAGCUUAGUACAUGAAGAAAACCAGUACUUGAGUCAAAUAAAUUCUAGUGAAAAUCAGACAAAAACUUUGAACAAUUUAAAUUCGAUAACUCAAGGAAGUUCACAUUCUUCUAACUUAAAUCUAGGAUUAGGACUUGGUCUUGGAGGUGGACUUAAAGUAGAUCUGACAGAUCACGAAGUAUUUCCAUCUCUGGAUUCUGCGGAGCAUGACUUUGGCAAUGUGCUCAAUAAUUUACCUGCAGAUGCUUUUAAUGAUUUAUUCAUUGAAAGUAGAAAUGGAGAAUAUGAACCAUCAAGGGAGGAAGAAGAAGAAUUAGAACGGGCACUAGAGGCAGUAGAUAAGGAUGUACGAAAUUUGGAAAGAAUGGGGCAAACGCAUGGACUUUUAGAGCCAGCAUUGUUGGCGCAACUUAUGUCGGAUAUUGCUUCGUAGCGUCGUCUAUUUUAAUAAUAUAAUAAUUUGAAAAUGAGUUCGCGUGUGUUCCUUAUACUUUAGAGAGAAAUACUGUUUGUGUCUGUGCUGCUACAUGUAAGAUUGUGUUAUUGACUUUCAUUAUAUAUUAACUAUAUAAAUUCAAGAUAAUGACAGGGGUUGACAUGCAGCAAGUGAAAAAAAAUAGUAAAAUUAUUAAUUUAGCAUAAACAUCAUUAAAUACAUCAUACCACGACUACAUUAAUAGAUAGCAUAUUUCCUGUUAUGUGCUGAAAAUUCCAUUCUUUUUUCUGAUAAAUAAUUACAGUUUUAUUAUAUUCUUUAUACUAUAUUUGUAAUUCAUGUAAAAAUUGCUUUGAGUCAUUCUUAAAACUUCAGUUACUAUUAGGUAGUUACAAUAAUAUAGCAAUUGAAAUGUUUUUCUUUUAAUUAUGAAAUGUAUGAAAGCUGAAAGAAAAAUAUCAGUCUUGCAAUGUCAUAAUAUAUUUCAAUUUUUCAGGGUACAUAGACUCAUGUUUAUUUAUUAUUUUAUAAUUUGAUUCUGAUAUUAAUUAAGCGUACAAGUUAUUUAAAUUUAUAUUAUUUGUACCGAUGAUAAUUUUUCUUUUCUUUUCCAAACAUCCUGACAUACUUGUAAGAUGUAUUGAUAAAUACUUUCUAAACAUUGAAGUAAAAAUUGAUGAAUGUACAUCUAUUGUACAUGAACAUUGGAUUUAUAGUUUCUUUACAAUCAAUAAUUAUUCUAAAAGCAACUGUGAAUUUAAGGUGUCCUUAACAGUUUUAUUAAACUAUGAAAAUUCUGCAAUUUAUAUAAAAGUUGUGAUGAGUUUUAAGUAAGAUUCAAACUUUUAUUUAGAGUCUGAUCCAAGAAUUGAGUACAAGUACUACAUUCGAUGCAUGUUCUAAUAAGAAUGUAACUUAAUUUUUGUUUAAACAAAUGAUAAAGUUGUUUUAACAAGUUAUUUUUCAUUGAGAAGCUUUACAGAUAGAAUACAGUUGCACGGGCACAUGACUGAACUUAAGAAACUACAUCUACAUAUAAAUAGUCAUUCAUCUUUCAUCAUCUAUCUGCUGUAACAAUGUAUGCAAAUAAUCGCGAAUAAUCUUACUGAUAUAUGCAUAAUCAUCAUCAUUUUCUUCAUUUUGUAUUAUAAUCAUAUAGAUAAAUGUUCAGUGAUAGGUAGCUGUAACAUACAAUUAAAAACUUAAAUUAAUAAGAAGUGCCGAAAUAGUUUCAUUUUUUGAUAUUUUUAGUAACUAUAACAUGUUUAAAAUUCUUGCAGCCUAUGAGAAAAGAUGACACGCUGUGCAUUAUUUUAUUAUAUGAAAUUAUAGUAAGAAAUAAGUUCUAAGGAAAAAUUGAGGCACAGAUUCUGAGAGUAAAACUAGAUUGCUCUUGUUGAUCGUAUGGACGGCCGGAUUAUCUACUGCCAUUUGACAUUUAAAAUAUCGCAAUAUAGUUAUAGUAUUGAUACUAGUGUUGUCUGUGUAAAUGUAAUGCUGCAAAAUGUACACAAUAUUCUUGAAACUAUCAUAAUUUUAAUACAUAUCGUAAUGAAGAUCAAAUAAAAGAUGCAAUGAAUCACUUUGUAGAUUAUAAAUAAGUAUGGAUACAAAAUAAAACGACAUAAAAUGCAUUUCACAUGUAACACCAAGAUUGUACAGAUUUGUAUGAGAUCUAGUUUUUAUUAUCAAAGUCUCUGUGCCAAAUACGAUUAAUGAGGUAUGUCAUUUUUGUACCUCAUACAUGCGUGUCACUUAUUCGUUGAUAAUAGGUCGCAAUGAAGUAUACCUUGAAUAAUAAAUGUUUUAGCUAAAUGUAAACCGUCGCAAAUGAACAGUAAAUUUGCCACUUGUAAAUGGAAAACAAAAACAAUAUAAUUUACAAUUUAACCCAUAUUGGGAUUAAAUUAAUGUCAUAUAUAUAUUGUUAUUAUAUAUAAUGGUAGUAAGUAGGUACAGCAAUUAUUUAUAAAAAAAAACAAUGCAGAAUUUAAUCGUGAAAAAAAUGCAUUGCUUCAAAUGUACCUAUAUGUGUAUCUCCUUGUAAAAUAUCAGCAUUAGUACUCAUUAUUAGGCAUUACCAAUUAUAAUAAGCAUAUUUUUUACAUUGUCUUAUUGUACUCAGUUUAUCCACUCCAAUCACGUGUCCCUCAAAGCAUUGUCUUUUUGAAUGUGUGUGUCUAUAUUUAAUAAUAUUUUUAAUUAAAACAUUCUUAUUGAUACUUUAGCCAAUAUAUAUGUUAUUUAAUAAAUGUUGUGAGUAAUAUAAAAUAAUUUAUCAUAAUCUACUUUGUUUGAAAUAUUGAAGUAAUUUAUUUGAAUACUUGUAUCUUCAUUUUAUUAGACAUUACAACAUUACUUUAAAACUAUAAAUUUAAUAUAAAUGUUAACAUCUUUUGAAAAACCAAAUGUAGACACAUGUAUUCAAUUAUUUGGUUGUUAUCAAUCCAUAUUCAUAUUAAAAAAUUUCACGGAUAAUAAAACACAUUUGAAAUGGCGUUCCAUGGUUUAUGUUGUAUUCAUUUUUUUACUAUACUUUCAAAGAUACAGUGAAUGAAUAAGAAUGCAAAAGUAUAUUGGUUAAUAUUUACAAUACUUAAUUAUACAAUUGCUGACACAAGUGUUUUUGGGAGCAACAGGUAUAGUCUUUUCAUAUAUCAUACAUCCUUAAUGAAUACUACUUGUCAACAGCUCAAAUACAUAUUUAAUGUAUAUGGUUUAUAUCAGUUUAGUCAGAUUUUGAAAAACUUAUGGAUUGAUAGUAUACAAUAUCAUUAAUAUUUAGAUAUAUGUAACAAAUUAUAUUUUUCUCUGAUUAUUUAUAUCUGUCUGUAUACUGAACACAAGUAGUAUUGACUAAUAAAUAGUCAGACAUCCCUAAUAAGUAAUGCAACUUACUUUUGGUAAGUAGUGUACAAUAAUGGAUAAAGUAUAAUUUGUUUUAAUCGAUUCAUCAUAAACUUUUGACAAUUGAGCAUUUUUGAUUUUAAAGAACAAGAAUUUUUAUUUAAAAAUGAGUAAAUUUUAAAAAAUUACACACCUUUUAGUGUAACAAUUUAUGUUGUUAUUAUAGAGUAUGUAUCAGUAUUUAUAACAUGAUGACGUUUAAUUUCUCUAAUAUACCAUUUUUUUCUUGCUUCUUUGCGAUUAUUUUCAUAACCAUUUGGCGAAAUAUCACCUAGCAUAAUUGGAAAAUUGCAAGUUACUUUAAAAUCAGUUUGAAAUGAUGGAAGUUUCUGAGUUGUUAUAAUUUUCUCCUGUAAUUUUAAAAAACGCGAAUAGAACAUCAAUACUUUAUAAUAUAAAUUUAUAUGAAAAAGGGUAUAUAUUGGAAAAACUUACUAAAUCUGAUGCAUCUCUUAUACUUUUUCUUACUUCAUAUGUUCCUUUUUCUAAUAUUUGUACUUCAGAGCCUUUUUCUUCUUCAAGUGGUAUUAACAUCAAGUCAUAAUUAUCUCUAUUAUCUCCUAAAAUUCCUAUAUUAAUGCCCAAUUCAUGUAAUUCAUCUUCUUUACUCAACAAAGCAUUUUGCAAAUAAAGAAUUCGUUCAUCAUUGACAUCAUUUCCCAUACCUGUUUAGCAUAGUUUAUUUGAAAUAAUCUAGUUGAAAAAAACAAAAAUAUUAUUUGAAAAUUAACAUACCUAAAGACAAGAGACGAUAAUCACAGUUUGAGUAUAUUAGUUCUUCUAUAACAGGAGAAUUUCUUAAUAAUCUUCGUUUCUCUUGAAUUUUAUUUCCUUGUAGUAUCAAAGUAUCAUCUUCUAACAUAUCUGGGACAACAUGACUGGGAGUUCGUCUCUUAGCUAUGUUGUAUGCUUCGCUUCUAAAUAAUCUAUGUAACUCUAUUUCUAAAAUAAAUAUUACCUUAUUAAAGUACUUCAUUAAAGUUUCUUUUCUGGUAGAGUAGCUUACCAAUUAAACUAAAGUAUUUACGUUGUAAAGCUAUCCAAAUUAUACGAUGUGUUAUACCAAUCAAUACCUCAAACAUUCUUAAGUCUUUUUCUCCUUGGGAUUGAGUUACUGAUGUCAUUCCCUUUUUUCCACCAGUCAUAUGGUGAUAUUGCAUGCUAUCUUGACAACCUACUAUUAAAUCGGCAUAUUCUCUACCUAAGAUACAACGAAGAUUUUGCAUGUCAUGUGCAUAUUUGGAUCUAUAGCCUUGAGCUAAAGGAUUUGGAGCUUUUUUCAUAGUAGCUGCACGUUCUUCCAUUAAU